Aspergillus udagawae is the source of this 441-nucleotide messenger RNA. RefSeq lists its product as uncharacterized. The coding region runs from base 1 to 441 and encodes 146 amino acids. The record is from RefSeq and is a predicted model, not a curated record. The transcript is spliced from 2 exons. Lineage: Eukaryota; Fungi; Ascomycota; Eurotiomycetes; Eurotiales; Aspergillaceae.
AUGUUUAUUGGCAUGGAGACAUUCCAAUAUACCUUAAGAUCCAACGGCGCCGUUCUUCCUCAGGUAGACUUCAAGAACUUGACCACGAUUUACAUCACUCAUGCUCAUGGCGAUCACUUUUAUGGAAAUGCCGCGCUCAUUGAGCGGUUCCCUGAGGCGAAAAUCCUAGCUACCGCGGAAGUUGUGGCCAAGACGGCUGAAGCAAUACUACCAGACGGAAUGGAUGCUUUUUGGAGGAGACUUUUCCCAGGAGAAAUACCAGAGAAAUUGGUGACAGCUGUUGCUCUCAACGAGGAUCACUUUAUGCUGGAAGGGGAGAAGCUUGUGGUGGUCAGAAUCGGGCACACUGAUACGGAUGAAAAGCACGGCCCUCUGGGUGCCUGCUAUCGAGUUGGCAGUCCGCGGGAGAUACGGUCUAUGACAACACACAUCCAUAUCUAG